This is a messenger RNA of Hansenula ciferrii, 1608 nucleotides long. Its product is annotated as Internalin-I. Lineage: Eukaryota; Fungi; Ascomycota; Saccharomycetes; Phaffomycetales; Wickerhamomycetaceae. Gene Ontology annotation, molecular function: protein binding. The transcript has a single exon. The record is from RefSeq and is a predicted model, not a curated record. Bases 1 to 1608 code for a protein of 535 amino acids.
AUGAUUCUCACAGACUUGCCCACAGAGGUUUUGCUCCAGAUCACAAGUGAACUCGAUGAUGUCUUUGAAUUCAUCAGAUUGGCAAGUGUAUGCAAGAAACUCCAGCUUUUGGUCAAAUCUAUUGUUUUAAUAGUGUCAGAUUCUUCACAACAAAGCUCAUUAUUCCAAACCAUCUCUAAAGAUUUCAUCCAAUUACAAAUCAGAAACUCAUUAGAAUUCCAUAAUCAUUGGAGGAAAACUUUUGAAAAAUUCCAAUAUUUCAUAUUUGAAUAUCAUAGUGUUGAACUGAAUGCUGUAUUAGCUGAAUAUAUUUCACUUAUUACAGAUUUAAAAUCUAAACCUUCACAGAAAAUUGAUGUCAUUUAUAUGAAUUCCAAUGCUGCUACAAUAUCAAGAGCUAUCAUAUUUGAUCCAAGAACGUUUAUCCCCUCCAAGUUAAGUCAAGUUAGUAGAACUUUAUACUUUGGUGAUUCAGAUCAAGGUCUUAAUACAUUAUUGGGCGAUGGAUUUGCUCCAGAGGCUUUACUGUUAAUGGGUCACACAUAUCAUUUCGAUAGUAUUGAUCAUCUACCACAAUUAUAUGUCUAUGCAAAUCAGCGGUUCCCUUUUAAGAUCAUUUCAUCAAGUGUUACAUCAAUAGAUGGUAUAACGAAUGUUAAUGAUCAAUUACCAAGAUUUCCAACUUUAUCAAAUUUCCUGAAAUAUUCAUAUAUACCUAAUUUAAAUUCAUUAAUUGGAAUUGGGAUUGAAAGUGGUACAAGUCUUGAACUUUUCCAAAGAUUUCAAAAUUUGAAAACAUUAGAAUUAGAUUCUGUAUUCACAAGUGAUGUUAGAAAUUCAAUAAAUCAUCCUAAAGUUACAUUACCAAACCUUUCAAAACUUAAAAUAUCUGGGAAUUCAAUUUCAUUAUCAAAUAUAUCAUUACCAAACUUGAAAAUAUUAGAUAUAACAAUAAGAGGUUCAACAACUGAACGAGUUUUUGAUUCAAUUUUAGUAAUUCAAGAUUUACAAACCCCCAACUUGGAAGAAUUAUACAUAUCAUCAUCAAAUGUUCCAAAUGGUCCAUUAUACAUCCUUAGCCACAUAGAUCUAUCAAACUUGAGACUACUUUAUGUUUUCAGUAGUACAUUAUCAACAUUCCCAAAACUUGAAUAUUUUUCAUUCCCAAAAUUGAAAGAAGUUAAAUUAGGUACAUUUUAUGUAUCACAAGAUGAUUUAUUUGAAUUACAACCUUUCAAACUUGAUGCACCAAACUUGAGAAUCUUAAAUUUAAAGAAUUUAGAAUCUUUUAAUAACGUUUUAUUAAAUAAUGUACCAUUUAAAGGACUUGAAGAAUUAUACAUCCAAUUAAAAGUUCACCCAGAAGAACAGAAUUAUGAAUUUACAACUUCAAAUUUCCCAGAUUUGAAAAUAUUAAACAUGGGAUUCUUUAAUAAAUUUGGUAAAUUAGUAACAAAUAAUAUUAAAUUGAAAAUAAAUUUACCAAAAUUAAAGAAAUUAAGUACUAAAAAUGAAGUAUUAGAUUGUAUUGAUGGGGAUCUUGAAGGUGUUGAAAUUGAAAAAUUAGAAAAUACAAGUUUUGCUAGAUUGAAUCUGGGACGUCAAUGA